AUGUUCUGUUGUACAACCAGAAAAGUCAAUGAUAGAGAAGAAGCUUCUAAACAUAGUACUAAUACUCAUCAAAGUAAGGGGACGACAAUUAGUGGUUCAAGUAAUAAAUCCAAUCAAGAUUCAACAGCUAUGAGUAAAUCAAAUAAAGAUUCAACUACAACUGGUAAAACUUCAACAACUAAGAAUUCAACAUUAACUGGAGUUGAUUUAAGUAAUAAAUCCAAUCAAAAUUCAGCAGCUAUGAGUCAAUCAAAUAAAGAUUCAACUACAACCGGUAAAUCUUCAACUACUAAGAAUUCAACUACAACCGGUAAAUCUUCAACAAGAAUAACUGAUAAAGGAGAUAAUGUUAGUAUUACUGAAUCAGGAAAUAUUAGAACAAUAGAAACAUCAUUAAGAAAUACAGUACCAAUAGAAGAUAUUCACUUAGAAAAACUUCCAAAUGGAUACACUUUAACAGUAACUCAUCAACAUAGUUCUAAUUUAGAAACAUCAACUUAUAAGAGUAGUUUUAAAUACUACAAAGAAGAGUUAUUUGAAAAGAAAGUUCUUAAAGUUGAAGGUUCUUUCAAUGAAGUUGGUAAUUAUCAGAUUAUCAUCACCUUCGAAGAGUAA
Molecule: messenger RNA, 615 nt
Organism: Hepatospora eriocheir
Lineage: Eukaryota; Fungi; Microsporidia; Hepatosporidae
Source: the annotation of a GenBank genome assembly